CUUAAGACUGACAACCAUAAGGAGCAACGGCAGGUAGAAAGAGACAGAAAAUAAGAGGACAGUCGCUCUGUGUCAUGUUGGCAGAAGGUUUUCUCAGAGUGCUGCAUUACAAGGAGGAGAAAAGGUCUGCCUCCAAGAAACAGAGAUCACAGACUCCCUGUACAGAUUCCUUCAGAAGCUGUAUUCUCUCUGAGUCAAUCUCCACAGACCUACAGGCAGAGUCAGCAGAAACAGCUCUAAACCAGGAUGAACUAGAUCCCAACCAAUUCCAGGGCCUGAAAGUGUUGCCUCAAGGACCUGCAGGCCUAUCAAUCCCUGGGUGUCCCCCUGUCCUCCAUCUGGACCAUGACCUCACAUUGGGCUUACAGGACUGUAGCCUCCUGGAGCAGUACCCAGACCUGCAGGUUGCCGACAGCGGUCGCAUCUCCUACAUGACGCGCACUAUCCCCCAGCACAAGGAAGACUCCUGGCAAUACCAAAGAGUAGGUGUUAGUUGGGCAGCCCAACAGGGGCCACAAGGCAACCACCAUGCCUCCAUACCAGACCAGGGGUAUCUGGUCAUGGGGGCCAACAGUGUGAACAUCAGCAUGGAUCUGCCCGGGUCAGGGUUGGAGCCGAUGUCUAACUCGGUGCUGAACGGGCUUCUGGAGAAACAGCUGGAGGAGGUGUACAUGCAGCAUCUGACUGACAACUUGGCUCGAUGUCACUCCCACCUGGGGAACAGCCUCCUGCACGGCCUGGUUCCUCUGCCUGGGACCCAGCCUCAGGGCCCGGACUCACUGGAGGCCGGUCUGGAGCAGGGGUCAGGAGGGGACGGCGGCAAGAAGAUUAGUUAUCUGAGCACUCAGAACUUAAAUCCCUGCUCGUCCAACUUCAGCUCCCCGGUGCUGAGGAUUUCAGAAGCUGACAGUACUUACCUGCAAUGAAUCACUCCUGCAAAAGAAUGAAAUGUGACGCUCCACUGGGCUUUUUUGCUUGUCUUACCUCCAAGUUUGCAUAUACCCAAACGCAACUAAAACAUGACAAAUAAGUGCAGUUUAGUUAAUCAAUGCAUGCUUUUAUUUUGGUUUACCUUUGUUUACUUGCUUGAUAAAAUAUGCCUCAAAUGUGCCUGCUCUCAUGUGCCAUCUGCUGUCAGCUUUGAAGAACUGCAGCAUCCUACUUUUCCAUGAUACACAUUGGAAUGUAUUGACAUAUAAGAGGGCGUGUGACGUAUUUAGUUUUUUAAGGCAAAGUCUAAUCCAGUGAUAUAUUUAGAUUUACAAUGCACAUUGAAUUUGCCUUGUAAAUAUUGAUUUAGAGAAAUAAAACUAGUUACCAGUUUGCAAAUAAUAAAUUGUAUCUAAUUCUGCUGUUUUUAUUAUAAAUGUGGUCUUUUAUUCUGAAUAAAUAACAUUUUCAAAUUCAA
This is a messenger RNA of Gymnodraco acuticeps, 1408 nucleotides long. RefSeq lists its product as uncharacterized. The record is from RefSeq and is a predicted model, not a curated record. Gene Ontology annotation, biological process: regulation of toll-like receptor signaling pathway. The transcript is spliced from 2 exons. NCBI's taxonomy places the organism in Eukaryota, Metazoa, Chordata, Actinopteri, Perciformes, Bathydraconidae. Bases 75 to 926 code for a protein of 283 amino acids.